AUUAACAUAAUAAAAUCAUUGUAUUGAAUGUAUUCUAUUCUUUUUAGAAUGCUAAUGAAGAAAAAAUUCGAGCUGGUGUUCGACUUUUAGCAUUAUGUACACAAUCGAAUGUACAAGGACAACAAGCUGUUGCUAAUGAUAAUAAACUUUUAUCUCUUAUUUAUGAACAAUUAAUAAAAAGUCAAAAUUCGUUACUUAUUGGUAAUAGUUCAUUAGUAUUUGGACAUAUUAUUAUUCAUUCAUCAGCACGUAUAUUUUUACGAAAUAAUCCAGGAAUAGAAAAAACUAUUGAUCAAAUGUUAAAAUUAGUUGAAGAAUCAUGGUUAAGUAAAGUAGCAAGAAAAAAUGUAGCUAUUUUUAUUACUAAAAUGGUUAAAGCUGAUGAAAGCUUUCUACAAGAAUUUCGAAAACAACAUGGCACUGAAAUUCUUCAUUCAGCUCUUAAAGAUGUUGAAUUAUAA
Messenger RNA from Rotaria sordida, 461 nucleotides. The record is from the annotation of a GenBank genome assembly. NCBI's taxonomy places the organism in Eukaryota, Metazoa, Rotifera, Eurotatoria, Philodinida, Philodinidae.